UAAGUACUACUGUAUUAUCAUUACCAUUUUUUCUCCGUCAAUUCCAACAAUGGACUCCCAAUUUCAACCACCGUCACCGGAAAACAACUCAGUCGCCACAACUGACGACAUAACAACCGAUACAAAGAACCUCUAUCUUAACGAAGACGAUGAUGAUCAAUGGCAACAACAACAACCUCUUUUAUCCUUCACCGAAAACAACUCAGCCACAUAUAUAUCCUCACAAAACCCCUGUCUAGAUUUCUUCUUCCACGUCGUCCCUGACACGUCACCACAAGACGUCAUCAACCGUGUACAGUCAGCAUGGGCUCACGAUCCACUCACUACUCUGAAACUCAUAUGUAACCUCCGUGGUGUUCGCGGGUCAGGUAAGUCUGAUAAACAAUGUUUUUAUAUUGCUGCUUUAUGGUUACAUCACAAUCACCCGAAAACCUUAGCGAAUAAUGUUGCGAAUUUCGUCGAAUUCGGAUACUUUAAGGACUUGUUAGAGAUUUUGUAUAGGAUUGUGAAAGGACAUGAUGUUAGAGAAAAACAGAAACAUGAUUGGUUAGCUAAGAAAAUGGCGAAAGGGAGAGGUGUGGCGAGAAAGAGGUAUUUUCUUUCGAAAAAGAAGAAGAGAGAAGAAACGAAGGAAGCAGGCGGUAGGGAUACCGAGAGAGCGAAAAGGAGAGAAAGCGUGUCGAGGGAGGAAAGGGUCGAGGCGAAUAAGGUGAGAAUGGAAGAAGAGAAAGAAAGGGCGAAAGCGUUGAGGAGAGAAAAGGAAGUCAGGAUGGUUGGAAAGGCGAAUGAUAUGUAUAACUCUGAUAUGAAUUAUAAGUAUUUGCAUGAUAAGGUGUCUUUGUAUUUUGCUAUUUGUUUGAAAUCGGAUAUUGAUAUGUUGAAUAGUGGUGAUAAGAUGAAAAUUAGUUUAGCGGCCAAGUGGUGUCCUAGUGUGGAUUCUUCGUAUGAUAAGGCUUUAUUGAUGUGUGAAUCGAUCGGUAAGAUCCUUUACCCCAGGAAUGGUGAUUUGGAGUUGGAAGGGCUUGAUGAGGUUACUUAUGUGAUAAAGGUUAAGAAUCGGUUGAGGAAAGAAGUACUUGUGCCUUUACAUAGUGCUUUGAUGUUGCCCGAAGUUUAUAUGAGUGCCAAGGAAUGGAGUUUGGUUUGUUACGAGAGAGUUGCUUCUAUUGCUAUGAAGAAGUAUACGGAUAUAUUUUUGCAUAGAGAUAAUAAGAGGUUUCGUGAGUAUUUGGAGAAUGUGAAGGCUGGUGACGCGAAGAUUGCUGCAGGGGCAUUGUUGCCUCAUGAUAUUAUUCGUUCUUUGAAUCGUGGGAGUGGGGCAGGUAUUGUGGCAGAGCUUCAAUGGAAACGAAUGGUGGAUGAUUUGUUGAACAAGGGAAAGUUGACAAAUUGUAUUGCAGUUUGUGAUGUUUCUGGUAGUAUGUCUGGGACACCCAUGGAGGUGUCUGUGGCACUUGGGUUGCUAGUUUCAGAACUCAGUGCUGAGCCGUGGAAGGGUCAUGUGAUUACGUUUAGUCAGUCCCCGGAGUUGCAUUUGAUUGAAGGGCGUAAUCUUAGAUCAAAGACAGAGUUUAUUCGAAACAUGGAUUGGGGAUUUAACACGAAUUUUCAAAGGGUUUUUGAUAAGAUGUUGGAGGUUGCUGUGAAUGGGAAGCUGAGUGAAGAUGAUAUGGUGAAAAGGGUGUUUGUUUUUAGUGAUAUGGAGUUUGAUCAGGCUUCUAGUGAUCCAUGGGAGACUGAUUAUGAAGCGAUACAGAGGAAGUUUAAGAGUUGUGGGUAUGAGAAAGUGCCUGAAAUUGUGUUUUGGAAUCUUAGAGACUCGCCUUCUACUCCAGUGACUGCCAAUCAGAAGGGAGUGGCUCUGCUUAGCGGUUUCUCAAAGAAUUUGUUGACUCUGUUUCUUGAAGAAGGUGGGGUGAUCAAACCUGAGGAUAUGCCAGUGACGACUAGUGAUGGUGCUGAUACAAAAACAGGCGACGAGGGUUUAAAUCCAGAAAGUACCAUGGAGGCUGCUAUAUCCGGAGAACUGUAUCAGAAACUGGUUGUAUGUGAUUGAUGUGUGCUGCACCACUGCACCAGUAAUGCAUUGUUGGACGGUCUACUGGAAGUUUAUAGCGUUGGUCCUCUACAUGUGUUAAGGUGAAAAGUGUUUAGGUUGCUAGCUUUUGAGUUGUAGAAAUAUGGCUGUGUUUUCAUCUAUAAAAUGAACCCAAAUGCUUGUUUUUAUCGCUAUGAGUAUAUAUAGAGUCAUGACUUCUUGAAAAGAGGACUCUCAUAGCAACUUGUAGCUGGGACUUUUGAGUAAUGAGAAUAGUUUGUUUCACAUUAA
Molecule: messenger RNA, 2329 nt
Organism: Erigeron canadensis
Lineage: Eukaryota; Viridiplantae; Streptophyta; Magnoliopsida; Asterales; Asteraceae
Exons: 1
Coding region: 50-2056 (668 amino acids)
Source: RefSeq, a predicted model, not a curated record